Chanos chanos (milkfish) is the source of this 2823-nucleotide messenger RNA. RefSeq names its product 60 kDa heat shock protein, mitochondrial-like. The record is from RefSeq and is a predicted model, not a curated record. Bases 112 to 1812 code for a protein of 566 amino acids. The transcript has 11 exons. Gene Ontology annotation, biological process: protein refolding. Lineage: Eukaryota; Metazoa; Chordata; Actinopteri; Gonorynchiformes; Chanidae. Gene Ontology annotation, molecular function: ATP binding; ATP-dependent protein folding chaperone.
UCACGCCUUCUGCACGUUCACGUUAACCAUCGUUUACUAUUUUCCAUUAUUUUGUUGAGCGAAGCUGGACCAAUUUCUUCUUUCUUGACAUUGCUGUCAUAACUUAGAAGCAUGCUGCGUUUACCCAGCCUGAUGAGACAACUGAGGCCAGUGUCCCGAGCACUGGGCCCUCACCUCAGCCGUGCCUAUGCCAAAGAUGUUAAAUUUGGUGCCGACGCCAGAGCCCUCAUGCUCCAAGGGGUGGACCUGUUGGCCGACGCAGUCGCUGUUACUAUGGGACCUAAGGGACGCACCGUUAUCAUUGAACAGAGUUGGGGCAGUCCCAAGGUUACUAAAGACGGCGUGACAGUGGCUAAGAGCAUUGACCUAAAGGACAAGUACAAAAACAUUGGUGCUAAACUGGUCCAGGAUGUGGCUAACAACACUAACGAGGAGGCUGGAGAUGGCACCACAACAGCCACUGUGCUGGCGCGUGCCAUCGCUAAGGACGGCUUCGACAACAUCAGCAAGGGAGCCAACCCCGUAGAGAUCCGCAAGGGCGUGAUGCUGGCCGUGGAGACAGUCAUCGCUGAGCUGAAGAAGCUGUCCAAGCCUGUAACCACACCAGAGGAGAUUGCACAGGUUGCCACCAUCUCUGCGAAUGGGGACAGUGAGGUUGGGAACAUCAUCUCUGAUGCGAUGAAGAAGGUGGGCCGUAAGGGAGUUAUCACCGUGAAGGAUGGGAAAACAAUGCAUGAUGAGUUGGAGGUCAUUGAGGGACUCAAAUUUGACAGAGGAUAUAUUUCCCCUUAUUUCAUCAACACAGCCAAAGGUCAGAAGUGUGAGUUCCAGGAUGCAUACCUUCUGCUGAGUGAGAAGAAGAUCUCCAGUGUUCAGAGCAUCGUUCCUGCCCUGGAAAUUGCCAACCAGCACCGUAAGCCACUUGUCAUCGUGGCUGAGGAUGUGGAUGGCGAGGCCCUUAGCACACUGGUCCUCAACAGGCUGAAAGUAGGACUUCAAGUUGUAGCUGUGAAGGCCCCAGGGUUUGGAGACAACAGAAAGAACCAGCUGAAAGACAUGGCCAUUGCCUCUGGGGGCACUGUAUUUGGUGAAGAGGCCACAGGCUUGGCUCUGGAGGACGUCCAGCCACGUGAUUUGGGACACAUUGGAGAGGUUCAGGUUACCAAGGAUGACACCCUCCUGCUGAGGGGCCGCGGGGAUCCCGCUGCCAUUGAGAAGCGCAUAGCAGAGAUCACUGAGCAGCUGGAGACUACCAAUAGUGACUACGAGAAGGAAAAGCUGAACGAGCGACUCGCUAAACUCUCUGAUGGCGUGGCAGUGAUUAAGGUGGGUGGAACAAGUGAUGUAGAGGUAAAUGAGAAGAAAGACCGCGUAACAGACGCUCUUAAUGCCACGCGGGCAGCGGUGGAAGAGGGUAUUGUGCCAGGAGGAGGCUGUGCUCUCCUGCGCUGUAUCCCGGCACUUGAUGCCCUCAAACCAGCGAACAGUGACCAAAAGACUGGAAUUGACAUCAUUCGCCGUGCCCUGCGCGUUCCAGCAAUGACAAUUGCGAAGAAUGCAGGUGUGGAGGGCUCCCUGAUUGUGGAGAAAAUCCUGCAGACAGAGGAUAUGGGAUAUGAUGCGCUACAGGGAGAAUUUGUUAAUAUGGUGGAGAAAGGCAUCAUCGACCCUACCAAAGUUGUUCGGACAGCUCUGCUUGAUGCUGCGGGUGUUGCCUCUUUGUUGUCUACCGCGGAGGCAGUAGUCACAGAGUUACCCAAAGAGGAGAAAGAGGGGGGCAUGCCAGGCGGGAUGGGAGGAGGCAUGUACUAAACUGCCUUAGCACUGGCCGUGCGAUAACUGGAGACUUGGUAUGCGGGACAGGAUGAUGGUAUCGUGUACCUUGCUCGGAGACCGUGUUGGGAAUGCUGUGGAAUAGAACACAUUAGGCCGUUACCAGCGGAACGUCGUUUGAACAGUACCCAAUGCCUUUCUGUCGGUAAACAAGACCAAGAACGGUUGUCUGACAGACCCAGGCUACCAUCCAGAGUUGACUGAAACCACACAGUGUUAGAGGUGUACUUGGUUUUACUGUUUGAUACAGUUUGUCCAGUUCAGAUGUGAAGAAUCAUGCUGUCUCUCCUAAUUCUGUUGUACUGUCAAGCCACAGACCAAGAUACCUCUGUGAUACAUCAUAUGCCAUAAUUCUGGUACCAUUCUGUUCUCAUUUCCUCACAACUCAUUUUUGUCUCCAUCUUAAACCACUCUGUUCAGUUAUCUUUUUUGUAUACUUGGCUUUUCAUUUUCUGUCCACAAUUUCAGCUAAGUUUAAAUAGAUCAAUAUUGAUGGUGUUUCAGCUCAUGUAAUAGACAAUGCACUUUUCCAAAACUGUAAAUAUCAGUGUCCAACAUCAGUUGAGGGGAGCAGACUUUGUCUCGUGUAGAGAAAAUGAUACAUAUUCUUGGGUAACUUUAGAAAAAAAGUCUAUUACCUUUAAGAAAUAUUAUCUUCUCUUAUUAUCUCGUUAAGUGCCCUUAAACAGCUGGGACACUGAUACAGUUUUGAUUUAAAUUUUAAAUAGCUGUCAGUGGUCUGAGAAAGUGAACAGGUGAUCUAGCGGUUCAAACUUGUACCGUUGGUUAUAAGAUGCCUUCUGUGUGUAUGAAUGGUGGGGGGGGGUCUGUUCUUGGAGAAUGCUUAGAUAUAUGAUUUGAUCUCGUCAGUGAGUGUUGAUGUUAUCAGAAUUAAGACAGAGCCUAAACUGUUGUAUCUUAAAUGUUGAAUGGGUUUUCUACAGUGUUGAAUGACACUAAUACUUUUUAAUAAAACGAAGGUGUCGACCA